This is a messenger RNA of Cottoperca gobio, 1226 nucleotides long. Its product is annotated as alpha-aspartyl dipeptidase. NCBI's taxonomy places the organism in Eukaryota, Metazoa, Chordata, Actinopteri, Perciformes, Bovichtidae. Gene Ontology annotation, molecular function: serine-type peptidase activity. The record is from RefSeq and is a predicted model, not a curated record. Gene Ontology annotation, biological process: proteolysis. The transcript has 8 exons. The coding region runs from base 429 to 1145 and encodes 238 amino acids.
ACUGGUGGCAAAGAAACAACAAGUAACCAGUUUUUUUAUAAAGUUUUUGUUUUGGUUAAACUCAAACUUAAAGUAGAGAAAUGAAACUGGAGUCUGGUGCUGAGUCACAGCUGACCGGCUCCAGCAGCAGACAGCGGUGAUUACAGCAGCUUUAUACCGUCAGAGAGCUGCUGUCAGCGGUGUCACAGCUGAACUGUGACCCCGGACCUCGGGACUCUGCCGCAGCUUUAUAACCGUCAGAGAGCUGCUGUCAGCGGUGUCACAGCUGAACUGUGACCCCGGACCUCGGGACUCUGCCGCAGCUUUAUAACCGUCAGAGAGCUGCUGUCAGCGGUAUCACAGCUGAACUCUGGACUCUGCAGCAGCGACACUUGUGCAGGUUUCUUCGUGUUUCUGCUGCUGAGCUGAGUGUGUGUCUGUGCUCAGAGAUGAAGAAGAGACUCCUGCUGGUGUCCAACUCCACCCUGCACGGCAGCGGGUACCUGGACCACUGUCAGCAGCACAUCUCACACUUCUUCGGAAAAGAUGUGAAGCGAGUUCUGUUUGUUCCUUACGCUCUGCACGACAGAGACGCCUACACUAAGGCUGCCAGGGACAAGUUUAAGACUCUGGGUUACGAGGUGGAUGGCAUCCACGAGGCCUCGGACCCCGUCGACGCCGUGCGCAAGGCUGAGGGCAUUUUCAUAGGAGGAGGAAACACCUUCCGGCUGCUGAAGAGUCUCUAUGACAACAAGGUGGUGACGGAGAUCAGGAGGAGAGUGAUCGAGGACGGCGUCCCCUACAUGGGCUCCAGCGCUGGCACCAACGUGGCCACCGUCAGCAUCAACACCACCAACGACAUGCCCAUCGUCUACCCUCCCUCCUUCUCCGCCAUCGGCCUCGUCCCCUUCAACAUCAACCCGCACUACCUGGACCCCGACCCCACCAGCCGCCACAUGGGGGAGAGCAGAGAGCAGAGGAUCACUCAGUACCACGAAGAGGCUGAGACUCCACGCGUGCUGGCUCUGAGGGAGGGGUCCCUGCUGCUGGUGGAGGCAGACAAAGCCACACUGCUGGGGACCACCGGAGCCAGACUCUUCACCAGGGGGAAGACGGCGGUGGAGUACGAGCCGGGUAGUGACCUCAGCUUCCUGCUGACUCAUUGACCAAUCAGAGGGAACCAGGAAGUGAAGGUGGACCCCAUCAUCAGAUCAUUUAAAACUGAAUAAAUGUUUUAAAGAAAGAUC